This is a messenger RNA of Lichtheimia ornata, 2055 nucleotides long. RefSeq lists its product as uncharacterized. NCBI's taxonomy places the organism in Eukaryota, Fungi, Mucoromycota, Mucoromycetes, Mucorales, Lichtheimiaceae. Gene Ontology annotation, molecular function: transporter activity. The record is from RefSeq and is a predicted model, not a curated record. Bases 1 to 2055 code for a protein of 684 amino acids. The transcript is spliced from 6 exons. Gene Ontology annotation, biological process: transport.
AUGCUGCGGCUGCUGUUGGCUCCCGUUCUUUCAACGGUGCAAGGCGGCGGUUAUGGCGAAGGCGGUGCAGGAGCAGAGUUGAAUCCGUUUGCCAUUCACCUUGCAUUGAUCUUCACUGUCGUUGCAACUUGCAUUUCAUCCUUGUCAGUAUGGCUCCAUUGGAAGAACUAUAGAAAACCGAAUCAGCAACGUCAAGUGAUUCGUAUUCUUUGGAUGGUUCCGAUUUAUGGCAUCAGUACCUACGUAUCUCUUGUAUCAUUGGACGUUGCAUUCUAUGUGGAUACAUUCCGAGACAUUUACGAAGCGUUUGUGAUUUAUGCAUUCUUCAAUCUCUUACUCAACAAGCUGGGAGGCGAACGAGCAUUGAUCAUCAUGUUGCAUUCAAGACCACCCUCCGAGAACUUUUUUCCUGGGACACUGUGGUCUCGUGAGAUCUAUGUGGGUGAUCCAUACACAUUCUUGUUUGUCAAGCGAGGCAUCCUCCAAUUCGUCUACGUCAAACCUGUCCUUGCCGUCCUCACAAUGAUCCUCAAGGCAACCGGCAAUUAUCAAGAAGGAGACAUGAGUUGGUCAGGCUCCUAUCUUUACCUCACGUUCUUUUACAAUCUCAGCGUCUGCUUGAGUCUGUGGUGCCUGAUGGUCUUUUUCUAUGCUACAAAAAAGGACAUGACAGGAUUCAGACCUUUCCCCAAGUUUCUUUGUGUCAAGGCUAUCAUCUUCUUUUCAUUUUGGCAAAGCGUCAUCAUUGCUCUUUUGGUGUCAGCUGGGUUUAUUCCUGAAGGAGAUGGUGCCGAGAAUAUAUCCGUAGCAAUCCAAGACUUUUUGAUAUGUUUGGAAAUGAUACCAGCAGCAAUUGCGCAUUCUUAUUCCUUUUCAUACGAAGAUUAUUAUGAUCGUAAUGUACAUUCGGCGAGAAUGCCAAUCAUGUACGCUAUUCGGGAUUCUUUUGGCUUGAAGGAUGUCUUGAUGGAUUCACUCGAUACCUUGCGUGGCUCCAAGUUCAAUUAUCGAUCGUUUGAACCUUCUGAAGGCGUGCCCCACAUUGGUAGCAGUCGCACAUCACGUAUCAUGGCGGGAUUACGAUAUUCAACAAGCACAGCAAAAAAGCAUUGGUUAGAACCAGCACCAGUAUCUCGGUACUUGAGUGCCGGACGAGGCAUGAAUGGCGAGGUGGUGGUUGAGCAAGCUGAACCUUUGGAGUUUGACGAUCCAGAUCCUUGGGAUGAGGUGGAAGCCUUAUAUGAAUCAAGUCGCACUAUGGUAUACGGUGAUUACAACUAUCCGGUUGUUGAUUUUCGGGCACCGUUAUGGAAACAAGCACGCUAUGGCAAUAGCAGUCCAACUGGUAGUAGUCGUGCACGUGGCUAUGGUGGAACGGAUACAAGUGCUGCAGGAGGAGGAGGCAUGGCAUCAGUACGCAAGGGAAAAUUACGUAUGCCUGAUAGGCCACCAAGUCGACGUGAGGGAUGUGUUGAUGUCAUUGUGGAACAAGGCAAAGGCAACUAUGUGGUCGUUGCAGAUGUUUCUUCCCAAGAAAAUGAGCAGCAGCAGCAGCAGCCAUCAUCAACAAGAACACCACCACCACGUUCUCCACGCUCACCAGCAGGUCGUCGACAACAACAGCAACAGCAAGCUGUAACGGGUCCUCCAAAACAUUUGAGAGCAUCUCGAUCUACACCAGCAACAGAGUCUCCUCAACAACAACAGCAGCAGCAGCAGCAACAACGACAUUUGAAACCACAUCCAUCACCAUCAUCAUCAUUAUCACCAGGCAACCCACAACCCUAUCCAUCCUUUUCUUCACCCCAAUACAAUCAUCCACCAUCAUCAUCAACAACAACAUCAUCACCACAACCACAACGUCAACAAAACAACAUGGAAACAGUUUCCUCCUCCACCUAUUCAUCACAUGUCACUCAUCCAGUUGCAUCCACCUCUACACCACCUGCUCAACCUGAUCACUCAUCCACUUCGCAUCAACCCCAACAACGUGGUAUCCACCAACUCUUUGAUGAAGACAAUGAUGAUAUAUUUACAAAUAACGUGUGGAAAUGA